Messenger RNA from Thamnophis sirtalis, 359 nucleotides. Lineage: Eukaryota; Metazoa; Chordata; Lepidosauria; Squamata; Natricidae. The record is from RefSeq and is a predicted model, not a curated record.
AAGCAGUCCUUCACUGAAACAUGUGCUAUGAGGAUUAGAAACAUGAUUUUCUGCACAGCAGAGGUGCAAUUUAUGUUCUGUUAUGGAUGUCUUGGAUAUGGAUAUUCGCAUCAGUUGAAACUGCCAGGAGCAGAUCCUGCCCAGGCUGUGGCAUAUUCCAUGUUUCUACGGGUUCCACCACCAGAAGAUAGAAAAGAUCAUUCAAGCAAUGUCAUCAAACCACGACACAUGGAUUACCCUGCUUUCUUAUCUCCAGAUCUGAAGGUCACAGUUGGAAGUCCUGAAUUGGAAAGUCCUAAAGAAACUACAGAACAGUACAAAACUCUUCAGGAAGCUUUGAAAGAGCCAGCCCGCGAAAG